AUUUGAGUUUUUUAUGCACUAUACAUCAUCUAAUCAUGACAAUCCUCAUAUCUAUCAAUUCCUCAUGCAAAGAUGAAGAGAAAAUGGGGUAGAUUGUGUCUGUAGGAUGUAUUGUUCAGAUUCUAUGUAGAUGUAAAGUUUUAAUUUUCCGCAGCCAAAAAUCAAGCACAGCACAGACACAAAAGAUGAUACAAAAAAUCACAUAUGGGACAAUAAUUUGCAUAGGGAACAUCAAAAUUCCUAUUCUAGACACCCUAUGGAUUACAAAAAAAUAGAAUCUCCAGAAUCCUCCCCGGCGAGAAUCCAGAAACAUUAGAGCUCUACCCUUAGGCUGAAUAACGCAUAACAUAAAACCGAAUAACCAUAAACCUCUGCCAAAAGUGUGUCUGCAUGUGUUCAGCGAUUAGAAUAUAUUACGUUUACAAAAAAAUUUCAUAAAGUAGGCUUCCGCUAAAACCCAGAAUCUGCCCUACUGUCAUGAAUCCACUGUCUCAUUCUGGUGUUUUGUGUGUGUUAUGGGUGUAUGUGUGGGCGUGGUUACUGUCAUAUCCUUACGUUAAUAAUCCACUAGGUGGCACUCAAGCGCCUUAGCUGAGAGAUAUGUGCUGUAGUAAAAGAGUGAAGGAGAGUGAAUGCUGUGCUUGUGCUUACAUGUGCUUGCAUGUUAUUCUGCUUGUACAUCAGUUAUUAAAAAGUUUAUUGAGAGAAUUCUACUAGCUUGUGCUUCUUGUCAUGAAGACAUAACAUAAUUGGCGACGAGGAUGGGAUUUAUUCUCACAAGAUUUCCUGAGGAUGGCAUCAGUUAGUGCUCCGUUUCCCAGUCCAUUUUUGCCUUGUCCCGGUGAGCCAGCUAUACCACUUGUAACAUGGCUGAGGAUGUUUGAGAAUUACAUGCUAGUCAUCAAUGCUACUGGAGAUUCCUGGCCAGAAGCCAGAAAACGGGCUUUACUUCUUCAUUGCCUCGGAACUGAAGGUCAGAGACUAUUUUAUACAUUGCCUGAUACCGGUGACAAUCUUGCAUCUGCUGUUAAAGCUUUGAAGGAGCAUUUCAUUCCAAAACGAAAUGUGGUCGUGGAAAGACAUGCCUUCAGGAAACGAGUGCAGAGGACAGAUGAAACGGUACUGCAAUAUAUUGCUGCAUUGAGAGAUUUGGCAACUACAUGUGAAUUUGAUGACAGUCUUGAUGAUAUGCUGCGUGACCAGCUUGUAGAGAAUAUUGCUAACCCUCGCAUUCGGGAAAGAUUAUUAGUGGAAUCUAAAUUGACACUAGAGACUGCAAUUACAAUUUCCAUGCAGCUAGAGGCCGCUGAUGCACAGGCAAAAUCGAUGACUACAAGUACUUCUGCUCCAGUACAAGCCAUACAUGCCACCUCUGUGUCUGGACGACAGCAUUCAAAGGCCAAAUUCAAAACACGUACCUCAUCAAAACCUCAUACUGCUUCUUCAGCUCGGACAUGCUUUCGCUGUGGGUCCACUGGACAUCUUGCAAACUCACAGAACUGCCCUGCUGCAUCUGCUAAAUGUAAAAAUUGUAAUAAGACUGGACAUUUUGCACGUGUCUGCCGUUCUGCUCCUACUCGUUCAGUGCAUUCAGUUGAAUUACCAGAGGUUUGUGUUCUCCAUCUACCUGGAACAUCUGAUCGCUUGAUGUGUGAUGUAACUAUAAAUGCUAUGUGUGCUGUUACACCUGUGUCUCUUCAACUCACAGUCGACUCUGGUUCAUCAGUGUCCAUUCUGCCGAAACAAUUGUAUGAACAGCACUUUCGCACUGUGCACAAGCAAUUUUCGCACAAGCACCAUCUGCCCGUUUAGUCACUUACUUGCAAGAACCAAUUUCAGUGCUUGGAUGUUUACCUGGAACAGUGUCUAAAUAUGGCAUUACCUGCCCUGCACAUUUCUUCAUUGUUGACAAUGGCACAGCCUUGUUAGGCAUGGACCUGAUUAAGGGACUCCAGCUUCGAUUUGACGGAAACACUGUGCUGCCGCCACCACAAUCCGCUUCAGUUUGUGCCCUCUCCACUCCUCCGUCACAGCGUACUGCAUUGGGCUGUGUAAAAAACUUUACACACAAGGUAAACAUUUCUGACUCUGUUCCUCCUGUCAGACACAAAUUGCGUCGCUUACCUUUUUCUGUCAGAGAUGCUGUUUCCGCCGAACUGGAAUGACUCUUGCAUGCUGGUGUAAUUGAAAGAAUUGACUCCUCUCCAUGGGUUUCACCAAUUGUUGUGGUCCAAAAGAAAACAGGGGGCAUCCGCAUGUGUGUGGAUCUGCGAGGGCCCA
Messenger RNA from Pimephales promelas (fathead minnow), 2280 nucleotides. The record is from RefSeq and is a predicted model, not a curated record. NCBI's taxonomy places the organism in Eukaryota, Metazoa, Chordata, Actinopteri, Cypriniformes, Leuciscidae.